UUCUCCGUGAAUAAAAUGAACAAAUAUACUCUUACAGGUCACAUACACACUCUUACAAAGAACCGUAAACGCAAUUACGACCCAAACAUAAUAUUACAAAAUGUCGACAACUUGAUGCCUGAAGAAAAAGAUAACUUCAUUCCGAAUAAAAACGAACGUCGUGACACUAACACGAAAAAAGUUAAAACUAUAACCGCCUUUAUACAGGAAGCUAUAAACAUUCUAAACAAUUAUGAAAACGAUGAUUUCGAAGACUUUUUCUUAAUUUUAAGCGACGAAAUAAGGAAAUACCACUACAGAGGUUGCAAGUUUUACGAAAUUAUUGAAAAUAUUGAAACUAGGAGGCAGUUAGGAGCUAUAUUAGAACUGGUUAGAGCUAAGCCUGUAGCUGAAACUGAAGCCAAUAUGAGUUUACUUGCGAAGAUGUUAAAAGAAGAAAACUAUUCUAAAAAAGUUAAGGAAUUUGUUGAUUACAUCAAUUCUCUAUACAUGCAGGACGGUCAAGAGAAAUUUAAUAAAGUACUGACAGCUUUAAAAAAUUAUGGCGAGGCGAAAUCUAAACGAAAUCCUGAUACUUUAGUCAAUAUUGUCAAAUAUGCAGUUCGAUCUAUUAUAUUCGAUCAUUAUACAGACCUCAACCCAAAUGCUAGGCGAGAAUUAAAAGGUAAAAUAGAAGCACUUUGGAAAAAUCCUGCAAAAUUAAAAACUACGGCUAAUACGAAGUUUAUUGAUUACACGAUUGCUACAAAAGGCAAGUUUGUUAAUACUAAAACUAAAGUCAAUGAAAAAGAAGAUACAUCAAGAGAACGCCAAGUGAGUACCGUGAGAGGGAGAGAAGAAUCUAAAUCAGUAGAACAACAGACAGACGCAGACAGUAGUGAUAAAGAAUCUCAUGAAAACCAACAUAAAUCUGGAGCAAUUUCAGAGAUUUUAGACGAUAACUUGACAACAGACGAAAAAUCUAAAGAAGUUAAGGAAAAAGACGAAAAAACAGACGCGAAUUCGGAAGAACAAAUUGAUGAUUCUAAAAAAGAUUCGAAAGAAGCUACAAACGAUAAAGAAACAAGUGCACAAUCUUCACUGAAUUCAAAAAACAUUGACACAGGCGAAUCUAUUGACUCUAGUUCCAACUCCAUAGAAUUCUCUCAGGAGAGACAAAGAGAGUACAACACAGAGCGAUACGUGACUCUAUUCCCAGAAGAAAUCACAUACAGAUCAGAGAGAUUGGCUAAGGAAGCAAAGAUAAAGCAACGAGCUGACAGUAAAUCAGUAAAGAAAUCUACAUUCCAAUCAGUGCAAAGGAUGUGGGUGGAAGAAUCAACGGGUGGGAUCCCUAAGUACAUACUGAAUAGAUACACAUCGCCAACGCCUAAGCAAAAAUCUACAGAGGAAUCAAAUGAAUCUUCAGAUGCCUCAAAAGUCUGGUCGAAAUUGAAAAAGCACACAAAAUCUGAUAAAAAGAAGCACACACAAAAACACAAGCAUACAUCAAAAAAAGCGAAGCACACGAUGAGAAAACACAGACAGUCUAAGAAACGUAAGCACACAGAUAAAAAACAGAAGCACACUAAAACACAAAAGCAUAACAAGCAUGUUCACAAAAAACAUGAAUCUAAAAAACAGAAGUCGAAAUCGAAGAAGAAGCAUUUGAAGCUAAAACAAGAGAAGAACGAGAAACAUAAGUCUUAUAAACGUGAUAAGGUACCUACAAUGAAACAAGGAUACAAUAAGGAACCAUACUAUCGUCAUAGGCCUGAAGUGGUUCGCUAUACACAGCUGGAUGCUUACAACGAUUUUAAACGCGGUUUCGAUGAUGUUAAAACUCCUGUCCAUAUGAUUCACAAGGUAGAAACAUAUCCACGUGGUAUCUUAGGAACUGAAGAGUUUGGUCUUCCUAUACCAACGACUGCACCAACACUGAGUACUGCUAAAUAUGUACCUCCCAGGAUCCUUAAAUUGAAAGGUCUCGUCAGACCCACGCCAUCGAUACUUAAGUCUGCACAAAAUAUGUCCCAGAGUAGGUAUUCCAACCAGUUUGAAUUAUGGGACCAAAAUAACGUUGGAGACAUGAGAAAGAGUGCAGCCCCACCCAUGAUGUCUGGUGAAGGAGUUUCUAUAGAAGAGUUUAAAAAAGAAAGAGAUAGAGAAAUGAGUCAGAGGAAGAGUCUUUUCAAUGACAGUCUUUCAGGACUUAUAGAUCCACAACUGAUAAAUAAAUUGAAUAAUUUAGAAAGAGAGUUGGAUGUUGUUAAAGCGAAAAUGAAUGGCAGUAAUGAAACCAAUGAUAAUUUAAAAGGUAUAAAUGAAGAGGCUAAUGUGAAGCUUGUGAACGAAGACUUUUUAAGAAGUAACAAAAAAGAUGGAAACAAGAAUUUCGUUAAAAUCUACAACGACAUCGUUGGUAAAUUGCAAGAAAAACCAACGACUAUAACUACAGUUAAACCUACUGUUAAAACAACAGUCAAAACUACAACUACAACCAAGAAAAUUGUGACUAACGCUACAAAAACAACUACUACUACUGUCAAACUCACUACAAAUACAACCACCGAAAAAAUUGACACAAAAAAUAAGAAAUCAGACCCUUUAGCAGUACCAUUGAUGGCACUAAAAGGUGACAAAUCUGGGAAAAACAAAGGAACUACUAAAGACUCGAAAAAUAACAAAACCAAACAAAUUACUAAAGAUAAUAAGAAGACUACUAAAAUGACUAAAGGUAAAGAUAAAGCUACUGUUACCAGCAAAGGGGUGACUACAAAGAAUGUCAAUACGACUUUUAGUAUAUCUACAGUAACUGUGAAAGCUAAAACAGCUAAUUUAGGUCAACCUCAAGUAGCCAAGAAUGUAUGGUGAGGCUACCAACGUUCUUAAAACGUCGUAAAUAAAUGGUUUAUUAAAAUUAAACCGAAUAA
Molecule: messenger RNA, 2912 nt
Organism: Helicoverpa zea (corn earworm)
Lineage: Eukaryota; Metazoa; Arthropoda; Insecta; Lepidoptera; Noctuidae
Gene: Ser2
Exons: 2
Coding region: 16-2853 (945 amino acids)
Source: RefSeq, a predicted model, not a curated record